Molecule: messenger RNA, 1400 nt
Organism: Caenorhabditis angaria
Lineage: Eukaryota; Metazoa; Nematoda; Chromadorea; Rhabditida; Rhabditidae
Source: the annotation of a GenBank genome assembly
AUGUUGUCUGAAACAAGUCUACAGAUUAUUGGUUAUUCGGCGCUUUUGUUAUCAUGUUUAUCAUUUGGAACUAUGUUUGUGCCAUUGAGGAAAAAGAAGUGCGGAGAUGGUGAGUUAUGCGAAUUUUUUGACACCAGAUAAACCUAGGGGCAUUUUUGUGCAAACAUUUCAGAUUUUCAGACACCAAAUAAGCCCUAACUUAUAAUAUGGGAAGAUUUUUUGAAAAUAACAUAAAUUCGAAAUUUUUGGAAAAUGUAAAGCACGAACCUAUCCUUAUUUGGUUUCAAAGAACCUGCUUUUUUCGCCGCAAAAGUUACAGUAACUCAUCCAAACUCUUCUCUUAGGAAUGUUUGUUCAAUGGAUCGAAUGUUCAGUUGUCUUCAUAAUCGGUUCAAUAAUCUACGCUUCUCGUGAUUUCCCAAAAUUCGAGCCAAUUGCUUGCAUUGGAGGACUUCUUUAUGCAACUGGAAAUGUAUUUAGUGUUCCAAUAAUUGAAGGAAUCGGAAUGGGAAUCGGUUUUUUGAUUUGGUCAAGUUUGCAGAUUAUUGUUGGAUGGGGAGUUGCGAGAUUUGGAUUGUUUGGUUGGAUUGCACCACAGAAUGUAAAGAAUGAUGUGUUGAAUUAUAUUGGAAUUGUUUUGACGAUUGUUAGUGGAGUGUUGUUGUUGUUUGUGGAAAGGGUUGAAGAGAAAGAUACGAAAGAUGAGGAAGAAGAUUCAGAAAAUAAAGAUGAACAUCGAGAAGUAGAAGAGGAACCUCAGAAAUCUAGCGGUAAGAACCCAGUAAACAAUUCCGAGAACAUCAAUUCCAUAUUUUCAAAUGUGUGUUCCAGAUCCAACCUCUUCCGAGAAUCCAACAAUCAAAUCAUAUCUUCGAAAAAUUCCCUUUAUUUUGAUGGCUUGUAUUCUUGCUUGUCUUCACGGUCUAAUGAUGUCUCCCAUCGAUUAUCUCAAACAACAUAAUCCCUCAGCUUCAACUACAGACCCUUUCCAAAUCUUCGAUUAUAUUUUUCCAUUUUAUACCAGUGUUUUUCUAUUCUCAACAAUCUAUUUCCUUGGUUAUUGUCUGAUUCGCCGAGAUUCUUCUCAUAUUGAAAAAUCUCUCAUAGUUCCUUCAAUUUUAUAUGGAUUGUUAUGGACUGGAGGAAUGACAUUGUGGUUUGUAUCAAGUGAUAAGUUAUCACAAGUUGUUGCGUAUCCAUGUACAGCUAGGCUUCCACCUUUGAUUUCCGGAGCUUUGGAUGUUUUUGUUUUCAAGAGUAUUCAAGUAGGUCAUGAAUGAAGAUCGUGUGAAAUUUAUGAAGCUUGGUUUCAGGGUCAAAAAUCAUAUUUGAUUCUUGGAAUCUCUUCGAUUAUUGGAGUUGUGGCUGUUAUUCUGAUUGGACUUUCGAAUCAGAUCUAA